UGUCUCCCGAAACCCAAACUCGGAGACUUUAAAAAACCCAAAAUGUAGGAUUAGGAAACGCUUUUCUGCAAGGGAAAUCGCCGGAACGCACAGCCGUUCGAUAAAGUUGUUUCCUAACCCUUGUCGAAUCCCGGUUUAGACGUCGUGUUUACUCUAUAAAUAGCCUUCUCGUGUUCUGAGAGAUACACAUAAAUUUUUAUUUUCCUCUCUCUGGGCAAUUUGAACCGUGUUUUUCUCCUCAGAAAUUCCUCCUGCUAGAAUUAGGGUUGCAUCUAUCCUUCUGUUAGCAGUCAUGGAUAUGGAUUUAUCAGAGAAUCAAAUGAUUUUUCGACCACUUUCAGCUGAACAAAUUGCUAUCAACGAGAAGAAAAUGAACAUGACUUUGGAUGAUAUUAUCAAGAUUUCCAGAAAAACUGCUGGUUCUGACCCCAGAAAACCAAGGCCAUAUUUGAACAGAAGGAAGAACGUUCCAACCGUUGCUGGGAAUUUUUCCAACGUAUUGAGUUUGAGGGAAUCUAAACCGUCUAUGAAACAUAACACAAGGCAGAAGUUUCCUGGUGCUACUUUAAGGAAUUCUACAAGUGUUUGGAGUCGUUUGAAGGUUUCUAAACCUUCUGUCAGACAGGGUUUGCCUACUCAAAGAUAUGUGAACCUCCAAGACAAUCAGUAUAUCGUAAGAGCGAUUGCCACUAAUGUGCAACCAGCUACAACUCAUACCAGGCCUCUAAUCCGCAACAAGAUGCCCAAUUUGGGCAACUCAAGGGCUGGGAUUACACCUGUUCAGAAAAGGAGAUUUGCUGAAAAGAAGAAAGAGAUGAAGUGGCAGAAGCAGGGUUACAGCGCUCAGAAAUUUGGCUUUUGUGCUUAUGCCAAGAAGAAAGUUGUGCCUCAUCCCACAGAAUCUUACCAGUACUGAAGCGUGUUUGGUGGCGGGGAUAUGAACAAAUUCGUCUUCUGUAGCAUGACACCAUCUGCUGACUCACUCAACAGCCAGACUAGAUGUAAAACAAGAAAAAAAAUACUUUAUCGAAGAGUAGUUUUGGUUGAUUCGUUUGAUAUGUACGAAUUCUAUUUUCUAUAU
Papaver somniferum (opium poppy) is the source of this 1081-nucleotide messenger RNA. RefSeq lists its product as uncharacterized. Lineage: Eukaryota; Viridiplantae; Streptophyta; Magnoliopsida; Ranunculales; Papaveraceae. The coding region runs from base 293 to 916 and encodes 207 amino acids. The record is from RefSeq and is a predicted model, not a curated record. The transcript is spliced from 3 exons.